AUGGUCAUGUCAGUCAUCUCAGGCGUCUACGGCAUCAGUUCCACCCUUUACUCCAACCUAUUCAUCACUCUUCCAUACCCUGAAACAAAACAUGAUCUAUCCGACAAAGUCAUGAUAGUGUCUGGAUCCAACACAGGAUUGGGCUUUGAAGCCAGUCAACAUCUUCUUCGUCUUGGUUUGGGCAAGCUUAUCAUGGCUGUUCGCAACCUCGACAAAGGUGAAGAAGCCCGUCGGGAGUUAUUGAAGUUGACAAAACGAGAGCCUGAGUCAAUCGAAGUCUGGUUCCUCGACAUGGCCAACUAUGAAUCCGUCAAGUCAUUCGCCAUGAGAGCAAACGCCUUGCCUGGACUUGAUGUUGUGCUUGCCAAUGCUGGUCUUGCAACUUCUGACGAGUUUACCACUGUUGAGGAUAACGAACGUACCAUCACCGUCAACGUCAUCUCAACUUUCCUCCUCUUCUUUCUCUUACUUCCAAAACUUCGCAAGUCGUCUUUUCCGGGCAAAUUCAUCAUCCCCAACUCAGCCACGCACUACUGGGCUCCCACCAAAGAACUUAUCCCUGACGAAAAGGCCGGGCCCAUAUUUUCACGCCUCAAUGAUCCAGCCAAGUCCAACAUGGCAGCAAGAUACUACGUCUCCAAGCUCAUGGUUCUUUAUCUCACACGAGAGAUCGCCUCUGGUCUUGAAACCUCUGAGAAGAACAGUGUGAUUAUUAACACCCCGAACCCCAGCUACUGCAAGUCUGGCUUGAUGCGGGAAAAGGAAGAUACUGCACCUCCAGACUUUUUGGCUCGGAGUGGAGAGAUGGGUAGUCGUGCUCUUGUCGCUGGUGUUCUUGCUGGUCCUGAGAGCAAUGGGAAGUACAUGAACAACUGUCAGAUUCAUGAACCUGCCUGCCAUGUCACUAACAAGAUGGGUGCCAAGAUCCAGGCUGCAUUGUACAAGGAGCUACUGGGAAAAUUGGAAGGUAUUGCGCCUGGUGUUACCAAGACUCUGUAA
Messenger RNA from Fusarium pseudograminearum CS3096, 999 nucleotides. RefSeq lists its product as uncharacterized. Bases 1 to 999 code for a protein of 332 amino acids. The transcript is spliced from 2 exons. Lineage: Eukaryota; Fungi; Ascomycota; Sordariomycetes; Hypocreales; Nectriaceae. The record is from RefSeq and is a predicted model, not a curated record.